AUGGAGAAGAAAGAGCUAAAGGAAGAGGAGGCAGGAGAGGAGGAGGGAGAGGACAGGGAAGAGGAGGAUAAUGGCUGGUGGCUCCUGGAAGAGGCAGAAGGCCAGGAUGGCAAGGAAAGGAGUUCAUCCAACAGCCUUGUGCAAGGAGCUACAUCUAUGACCUUAGUGGCCAAGUCAUCCAUGGUUUCUAUUGUGCUACCUUAUGAACCUCAAGUUGGCAAUCAGUACCCCCAUGGAACAUCUGUGGAGGCGACGGCCCUGGUAUCUUCCAGGGAGUUCUCUUGUGGUCUUAGCUCCCCCAGCUCACAUAGCUUCGCUGGAGUGGCCCCUGCUCAUCCGUGUUCUGGUGAGGAUGCUUUGGGGUGCCUCACGGGAGCCUCAACCAGCUGCUCCUCACUUCAGGAGGCCUUUCCCAAGAAAGAACUGGAACUAAACAGUCUUACAGGCUCUACAGACUCCCAACCUCAGGUUAGUGCACCAGGGAGUCCUACUACGCCUGUGUCUGCAUUAAAAAGACCCUGCAAGAGAAAGGCAGCCACACCAGAAUUGCAGCUGUCACCCUCGGGGCUCCUACAACUACCCUGGGAUCAAGGUGACCUGCCCCCACCUCCCAAGAUUCCACGCAUUGACACAGAGAAAGAAUCAGACACCAUGAAGAACACGAAGGGUCAAACCACCCAGAUCUCAGAUGAUAUAGUGGAUGCCUUACAGCCUAAGAACCCUGUCCUGCCCAGUACCCCACCUGCUUCAGGGCCUGCAGGUUAUCUGUCUCUGAACAAUGAUGGGGUCUCCAGCCCUGGUCCCCCGGCCUCCACUCCCUUGUUAUACCUGGCUGCUUGGCCCCCAAUCCCAUCUGUCCCUUCUCUUUCCCUCACACCAAAUAUACCAAUAAUCUCCAUUUCUCCUUCAUCUUUCCCUUCUGGUCCUCCUCCUCCCUGUAGGGCCAGGCCCAGUGUGGAGACUCCACCAGAUACAAAGAAAGGCCCUGCUAAUUUGGUCACAGCUUUGGCUCCUGCUAUUUCUCACCUCCCCAGGCCUGGUCCUGAACCUUUGUCUUUCAGUUCCUCUUCCUACAGGAUGGAGUCCCCAACACCAGUGAGCAUAGAUUGUCAUCCUUCCCUCCCUUUCCCUUCCCUCAGGGACCCCCCUACAGUGUUUUCUACCCCAGCAUCCCAUGCCUGUGAAGACAUGAGCUGGGAGCCAUCUUCAGGGUCUGCUGUGAUGGACAUGGACACCACACCCCCUUCUGAGGCAGAUAUUCUGAGCUCACCCAUAGUCAGCACUGGUAGCUCUUUGCCAGUUAUUCCUACCCACAGCAGUAUGCAACAGAGGUGGCUGGCUGCAAAUGCUACAGUGUCCACUGGCCCACUUGCACUCAGGGUCCCCUGUCACACCCCAAUGGGGAACAGUCUGUACACUCCUAGGCCUACCAAUGGGUGGAAGCAGGAAGUGUCUCCCUCUGGUGAUCCUGGUGUUUGGAUUCAACCUGGGCUGGUCCCGGCUCUUCCUCCCAUGGUAGCAAUAACCCCUUCUCAUCCUGCCUCUGACUUUGAGCUCAUGGAUACCACCCCUCCAUCUAAAGCUGUCAUCUUGUACUCCUCCCAUGCUGCUGACCACGUCUCUAGGAGUUUGCUUCCUCAAUCAGUUUGGGAGCCUACUAAGGCUUACAACCGUCCUAGAUGCACCUCUCCACCCACCUGUGCAUUGCUUAGUAGGCCUCAGCCUGAUGACUAUGUCUUCAGGAGGAAUCCAUCCGCUUCGACGCUAGCAAUUGACCUAACCUCACGAGCCUUCCAACCUGCCAGAGGUAGCACAACCCAACUAGGACUUGCAGGCUCAACAUUACCUGCUGGCCUUGGCAAGCCUCAAGGCACUGCACUGGCCUAUGGGAAGCGCCCAUGUGCUUCCUCCAUUGCCACACCCACUUUGGGGUUUGCUCUCAGCAAAGGAAUGGGCUCAGGAGACUGCAGCUCAUCAUUCACCAACUUCACUCCCAGCACAUCAGCGUUGUCGGUGAGACCUGCGGCGCCACUGAAUGGAGAGAACUACCUACAGGGCAAGCUCACGCAAGGACGCGUGCCCGCACCUCGAGCCUGUGCUGCUAGACGGAAGGAAAAGGACAGUGGAACCACCAUUGCCCCUAUAGUUCUCAAACUUUGCCGCUCAUCUACGCACAGUGGUGAUGCUGUGCAAGUGGGGGCUGGGGGGCAUUAGAUUAGGGUGUGUGGAUCACUUACUGCUCUCCAGGCUGGCUCAGGCUCAGGGAUGCUUACUAGAACCCUUGACUGGCAGCAUAACCCUUACUAUUUAUAGAACUACAUACAAAAGUACAAAACUUGACAACUUCUGCAGAUGCACAAAGACUUGUUGACCAAGCAUGGUUACUAUGACUAGACUGUGUUUUUGAGUGUACUAAUAUUUUCUUUAGUAUUCAGGGUAUUGCCCAAAUUAGUUUAUUCUCAUGAUAGUAUUCGUGUUCUUUUCAGUUACGUAUUAAAAAUGAAGCUUAUGUUAAUGUUCUUAAAAAUGACU
Messenger RNA from Mesocricetus auratus (golden hamster), 2532 nucleotides. Its product is annotated as nuclear pore-associated protein 1-like. The record is from RefSeq and is a predicted model, not a curated record. NCBI's taxonomy places the organism in Eukaryota, Metazoa, Chordata, Mammalia, Rodentia, Cricetidae. Bases 1 to 2214 code for a protein of 737 amino acids. The transcript has a single exon.